AUGAUUCGCUUCUUCCUCGUCGCUUGUGCCGUGUCCUUUAUCGGGAAAGCAGUUGGGAUAACUCACGAGAGCACGAAGCAGCUGAAAGACACUCUAUUGCAGGACUACGACUCCCACCUUCCACCAAUACCGAGCGAUGGGAAACCGGUCUCCGUCAAGCUGGGGGUAGCCGUCAUCAGCUUUCGCAGGGUGGAUUUCCAUUGGGUGGGACAUCCACCUGGUUUCAAAUCCACCUCCUAUCCACCUGGUCUUUCAGCCAGGUGGAUGCAGGUGGACGUAAUCCACCUGGCUCGAGAAGAACGUGUGCGAAUGACCAGGAGGAUUUCCAUUGGGUGGGACAUCCACCUGGUUUCAAAUCCACCUCCUAUCCACCUGGUAUGGAACGACGAGCGAUUGAUGUGGGAACCCUCGGAUCACUCCAACAUCAGCACGCUGAGAAUGCCUUCCAAUAAAGUCUGGAUCCCCGACAUCACGCCUCAUAACGAGGCGACCGAGGACGAGUUCGAUUCGUCUCUGCAUCAACAGCUGUCAUCCCACACUCUGGUGUAUUCGAACGGGGAAGUUCUGUUCGUGCCCAACGUCGUCUUGAAGACGUAUUGCCAGGGUGACCUCACUCAUUGGCCGUUGGAUCGGCAGGUGUGCAGCAUCAAGUUCGGGUCCUGGGUCUACGACGGGAACCUCGUCAACCUCAGUCUCUAUGGGAGUCCUGAGGACACCAUGGACAUGCAGGAUUAUCGCGAAUCGACGCAUUGGACCGUGGUGGGCAUGCCGACCGUGACCCGAGAAGAGAUAUUCUAUUCCUGUUGCAGCGAGCCCUAUAUCGACCUGCUGGCGAACGUCACCUUCUCCCGCAAGCCCUCUGUUUUUUACCACACCGCUCUCUUCUUUCCUGUCAUCGUGACAUUCAUGAGAAUCAUGAUGUGUCUGCAAGUGAUCGGACUCAUCUGGUCCCUCCUGACCCUCUUGAUCGCGAGCACCCACAACGGCGUCACGUCCAAAUUGGCCCAGUUGAGCCAGACCGCCUUAGGCAAGGUCUUCUGCCUCUUCACCGAGAUACCCGAAGAGCUGCUGGAAGGCGAGGGAAAAGGAACUUCCGCCAGGACGGAGAUCCUGGUCAUGAAUUUCCUGGACAGAAUUUGCUUUUACGUCUUCCUUUUCACCAUCGCCAUCAAUUUUGCCGUCAAUUGGCCGCACCGGGAAGCAGUUGGGAUAACUCACGAGAGCACGAAGCAUCUGAAAGACACUCUCUUGCAGGACUACGACUCCCUCGUUCCACCCAUUCCGAGCGAUGGGAAAUCGGUCUUCCUCGAGUUUAGGCCAGUCGUCAUAAGCUAUCGCAGGGACGACCUGAAAGGCGAGGCGAUCUGGCACCUCUGGAUGGACUCGAAAUGGAACGACGAGCGAUUGACGUGGGAACCAUCGAAUCACUCCAACAUCAGUGAUCUGAGAAUGCCUCCAGAUAAUGUCUGGAUCCCCGACAUCUCGAUUUAUAACGAGGAGAGCGAGGACGAGUUCGAUUCGUCUCUGCAUCAACAGGUGUCAUCCCACACCGUGGUGAAAUCGAACGGGGAGGUUCACUUCGUGCCCAACCUCGUCUUCAGAACGUAUUGCGAGGGUGACCUCACCCAUUGGCCGUUUGAUCAGCACAUGUGCGACAUCAAGUUCGGUUCCUGGGUCUACGACGGGAACCGCGUCAACCUCAGUCUCGACGGGAGUCCCGAGGACGCCCUGGAUCUGUCGGCUUAUCGCACGGCCCUGCUGACCCUGGCCGCGCAGUGGUACCCGGCAGGUUCGACCCACCGCGUCAUGUACUUCUUCUUCAACUUCUUCGUCCUCCUCGUCCUCCAGUUUUACCAUUCCGCCUUCAUUCCGAUGACCGGGGCCAGCGACAUCAAGAUCCUGACAUUCAUGAGAAUCAUGAUGUGUCUCCAAGUGAUCGGACUCAUCUGGUCCCUCCUGACCCUCUUGAUUGCGAGCACCCACAACGGCGUCACGUCCAAAUUGGCCCAGUUGAGCCAGACCGCCUUGGGAAAGGUCUUCUGUCUCUUCACCGAGAUGCCUAAAGAGCUGACGGAAGGCGAGGGAAACGGGACUUCCGCCUGGACGGAGAUCUUGGUCUCGAAUUUCCUGGACAGACUUUGCUUUUACGCCUUCCUUUGCACCAUCGCCUUCAAUUUUGCCCUCAAUUGGCCGCAUCGUCAGGGAAUGUGA
Darwinula stevensoni is the source of this 2211-nucleotide messenger RNA. NCBI's taxonomy places the organism in Eukaryota, Metazoa, Arthropoda, Ostracoda, Podocopida, Darwinulidae. The record is from the annotation of a GenBank genome assembly.